AUGAGCAGGCAGGCCCAGCGCAUCUUCCGCAGCGCCAGCGGCAUCCACCCUCGCGGCAAGAUGCGGGGCGGUUUUGCAAACGCAAUACUUGAAGAGGGGGAGUUCGGGGCCCGGAGCCACCGCGCAGCAGCUCACGGGAAGCAGCUGGGGCCCAGCCGGCUGCACUACGUGGGUUUCGCCGUGGCCACCGUGCUGAUCUACACGAUCAUCUGCAGAUCUCUGGCGGCUUCUUCCGAAGGCCUGCGGCUGCAGCACGGGUUCGGGGAGGACCUGUGGCUGCCCUACAGCAGCGCGUCGGCGCUGGAGAGGCGGCGGGAGCAGCAGCAGCAGCAGCAGCAGCAGGAGCGGGGGGGCGCGGCGGAGGGCGUUUCGUCCUGGGAGGAAGCAGGAGAGUCCUCCUCCGGGGGAGCUGCUGCUGCUGCUGCUGCUGCUGCGGAGCCGAGCUCGCCGUCAGACCCUCCUUGGGACUACGACUCGUGGGGUUUGCCGUCUCUGGAGCAGUUUGAAAAGACUUUGUCUCCGGAGCUGCGGCGGCAGAAAGCAGCAAUUGCAAGUUUCGCUGCGCGGUUUGUGCAGCAGCCGCGGGUGCCGUCGCGGCGGGAGCUGGCGUGCGCGAGCAGCGUGGCGAAGGCAAUUUCGAAAGGAACUUCAAACAAACUAAUUGGAAUGGUGCUUCCGCUGCAGCACGUGGCGCCGAUAAGCAGCAUGGCGAAGCAGCAGCACGUGCCGCGUCUCGUGCGGAUCUGCAAAGUCCUGGGGGAGGGCUUUUCAACUUUGGCGGUGGAGGUGGAGGACCUGGAGGCCGGGGGCGUGCUGGUGAUGCGCAUUCGCAAGUACCACAAAGACGCAGUUCGGAAGUUUGAAAAUUCGGAAGUUUUGUUUCUGGAAGUGAAGAGCGAGAUGGUGGCGGAGGAAGACGCGGUGCGGCAGGCCUGCGGCAACGUGCCUGCGGACUUGGUGGCUGCGAAGAAAGGCUUCGCCGUGCCGCUUUUCACCGCGGAAAUUGCAAGUUCUCCGGAGUUUUCAGUUUCCGAAGACCACUACGUGUUCGGGCACGUGGAGUUGAUGGAAAAGAUGUGCGGAUCGCUGGCGGAUCUGCAGAAACAAGACAGCGGCGCGCUGCAGCAGAGCCGCGACUACGUGGCGCAGCGGCUGCUGCAGCUGGUGCUCAAGGUGCAGCAGUGCGGCCUCAGCCACAACGACUUGAAGUGGGCCAACGUUUUGCUGCAGCCCGACGGCGCCUUCUGCCUCAGCGACUUCGGCUCCAGCGUGGCCUUCGGCCGCGCCUUCGGCAGCCUCACAGCCACCACUCCGCAGUACCAGGAGCCGCAGCAGGCGCUGCGGCCCUCCGCCCCCUACGAGGACCCCUACACGAUGGCGCAUGCAAACAGCGACUUGUGGUCUUUGGGGGUGCUGCUCUUCGAGCUCUUCACCGGCAGCGGGGCCCCCUACGGCCAGGGGGCCCCCAAGAGCCCCCGCGCCCGGGCCAGGGACCUCGCCGAGAGGCUUCUCAAGCAAAAGGUCCGUUCAGAUGUGCUUUGGCCCAAACUCGCUGCAGCCAAAGUCCCCCACAGGUGGGCCCAGCUCAUCGCCAGGCUCCUCGAGCCCAACAAGGCCCACAGGAUCACGGCCUGGCAGAUCCUCGAGGAGUUCCCAGACCUCACGCACCACGUCCCGGAGUGA
Eimeria tenella is the source of this 1683-nucleotide messenger RNA. RefSeq lists its product as uncharacterized. The record is from RefSeq and is a predicted model, not a curated record. Gene Ontology annotation, cellular component: nucleus; cytoplasm. NCBI's taxonomy places the organism in Eukaryota, Apicomplexa, Conoidasida, Eucoccidiorida, Eimeriidae. Gene Ontology annotation, biological process: mitotic DNA damage checkpoint signaling; protein phosphorylation. The transcript has a single exon. Gene Ontology annotation, molecular function: ATP binding; protein serine/threonine kinase activity. Bases 1 to 1683 code for a protein of 560 amino acids.